AUAGUUGUUCAUAAGAUGAAAGCUCCCCUGGAUAAGUGAAUGGCUCCUGAGUCAGCUGUCCUGAUUCAGCUAACAUAGCCACAUCACCGGAAAUUCUUCGGGCAGCCAUCCAUCCGUUCAAUAGAGGGAUAGUCGAAUCCAGAAUGCUGUAUAAUUGGAGUUUUAGGUAUCGCUUUCCAUUAUGUCUAAUUUUCUCUACUAUCAUCAGUCUCUUCGUUGCGAGUCUACAUCAUGUCUUCCAAAAAGCCUUUCAGAGUGGUUAUCAUCGGUGGGAGUGUCUCUGGCCUGACCAUGGCACACACGCUCGAGAGAGCGGGUAUCGAAUACGUGCUUCUUGAAAGAGGUUCGGAGGUCACGUUCAAUGGUGGCGCUAGUAUUGGAUUACAGCCUCAUGGGCUCCGUAUCAUGGACCAAAUGGGAAUGUAUGAGGACAUUCUCGGGACGACCGCACCAAUGAUACGAGCGGACCACCGGCAUCCAAGCGGUGAACCUAUUGCGCAAUCAGAAUUCAUGCUGCAGAUAGAAGAAAGACACGGGUAUCCAAUCUUGUUCUUCGAGCGAGCAGAGAUGCUCGAGAUCCUGUACAAUCACUUGCCUGACAAACCCAAAAUUCUGUGUUCAAACAAAGUCGUGAAUAUCCAAAGCACUCCAGAAUAUGCUACUGCAACCACGGAAGACGGUACAAACUAUACCGCAGAUAUGAUCAUUGGCGCAGAUGGUGUAAACAGCACCACGAGAAAGAUGAUGUGGAAGAUGAUGGCGGACACAGAUCCCGAUCUUGUUCAGAAAGAGUCCACAUCAAUGUUCUCAGAUUACUCCUGCACCUUUGGAGUCUCAAUCUUCGACAGCGAAGAUCCAGACCUGCGCCCAGGUGUCAGUCAUAUCAACUACGGGGAAAAGCAAUCGCAUAUCUGCAUCAUAUCCACCCGGAAUAGGAAAUUCUGGUUCUUAAUUCUGAAACAUGACAAAAGAUACUAUGCUCCGAACAUUCCACGAUAUACGAAUGUAGAUCUUGAGGCUUCGGUCCUGAAACAUAGCGCGAUCCGGGUGACCGAACACUCUACACUCGGAGAUUUAUGGAAGCAUAGGUCAAAGUGUACCAUGGUGUGUCUUGAGGAGGCCAUGUUUGAUCGAUGGUCCCAUGAUCGUCUGGUGCUGCUCGGAGAUUCAGUACACAAGGUUACUCCCAACGCCGGCCAUGGCGGAAAUACUGCGAUUGAAAGCGCAGCUGUCCUCGCAAACUUUCUCUACGAAGCCAAAAUGGGAACUAGACAAGGGUCAUCAUUGUCCCAUGAAGGCCUGUUGGCCAUCUUUCAAGAGUAUCAAUCAAGCCGAGAGGUCAGGGUUGCCAAUGCAUGUCAGAAAUCAUCUGCAGCGACGCGACUCCAGGCAAUGGACAAUUUCUUGUGGAAAUCAGGCGCGCUCCAAUUCGUUCCCAUGCUCGGCGAGGAUAUGGAAGUCAACGCGGCCUCGGCACUGAUUAUGGGUGGAGAGCCGCUCAAGUUCCUUGAGUAUAAAGGGAAGAAUGGCUCGAUUCCAUGGGAUGGUUGGGACCUAGCUACGCUGGCUGACUCUGAAAAGAGAUCGUUCUUUGACUCGGUGCUGGGCUAUUCCAUAUAUCUUGCCCUGCCAUUAGUCUUACUCUGGACACUGCGGGAAACGUCAGUCUGGAUAUCACCUGUUUUGUCAGCGGCAAACGACUUCAACGGAACGGCAUCGAGCGAAACAAGAAGCAUUCAGGGCUCUCUCACUCAUAACAGCUAUUUCCUGUCUACGGCUACCUCGAAGCCUUGGUGCUUGAUUUCGGCGUGCGUGGAGAUAUUAUCAAUUGGCUUGUUGAUGGCUGUGGAAGGAUUUCGGGCCAGCGAGCCAUGGAAGUUCCGCCUCGAGUAAGUCUCCUCCGUCCUAGUAUUUGCGUAUCUAAGCAAGCUGUCAGUGUCUUGGCUGCUCUGGGCGCAUUCCGCUUUGGUGGUCUUGGAGUGGUCGGUGCGCUAUAUUUCUUCGCGCACGGUGUGGAGAGCUAUAUAUCACCCAGACCAGAUCCUCGUGGGCAUGUCGUCCCGUUAUCAGUGGCUAGAGCUCUCCCGAAGGCCUUUCUUACCAGCAUAAUAGUUACGCUCGUGCUAAUCGGUAAGCUGCCCGAAAGAGUUCUCCGUGUCAACCCAGGAUCGUCAGAAUACAUCCUGGAAGCACUGAUACAGGUCCUACCGGUCCUGCCCUCUCUAUUAAUCCAAGUAUUCACGAUCUUUGGUCCGUCUGAUGCUGGAAAACCGAUGAUGGGCCAUGCGGACAUUGAAAACCUCCAAGUCGCAUACGUAAUAUCCGGG
Messenger RNA from Mytilinidion resinicola, 2327 nucleotides. Its product is annotated as FAD/NAD(P)-binding domain-containing protein. The transcript has 2 exons. Gene Ontology annotation, molecular function: FAD binding. NCBI's taxonomy places the organism in Eukaryota, Fungi, Ascomycota, Dothideomycetes, Mytilinidiales, Mytilinidiaceae. The record is from RefSeq and is a predicted model, not a curated record. Bases 232 to 1893 code for a protein of 553 amino acids.